CAGCAUCCAGUCCUCUGCAUCCAGUGCGCCUCGGAGACUCACACAGGCAGUCUCUCUCUCUCUCUUUCUCUCUCUCUCUCUCUCUCUCUCUCUUGCACUCUCUCUAUGUCUCUCACUCUUGUAGUCACAGCAGAGGAUAGAGGGAGAGACCGAAGCGCGAGAGCUCUUUUCAUCUUCUAUAUUUUUCCUAUUUUGUUCCUUUCGCUCGCGCCGCUGACUUUAUUCCGGCUCUUCCUUCUCUGAGAAAUUGUUAUAUCCCAGCAUCCAGCAAUCCGCCGUGCUCUGCGUAUAUUCUCUUUUGCCGUAGGAGUUCAGGUUGUCCCCCUCUUCAUCUAAAGGGUACUCCGAGGCUUUGAUCCUAGAGGACUGGGUUUGCGGGAUAUGGCCCAAUAGCAGCAGCACGUGAUGCCGGACCAUGACAGCGACUCCCUCCUGAACAGACAGACCAAGCGAAGACGUGUGGACAUUGGUGUUAAGAGGACCGUGGGCAGCACAGCCUCCUCCACAGCAGCAGCCACAACAACAACCACUGAUAACAUUGCCCGCGCCAAAGCAGCCAUUUUCAGUGCCAUGAACUCUCUGAGCUCCCACUCUCACCACGGAUCAGACACCGACUCCAUGGAGUGCUCUGUAGUGCAGCCACAUGGUGGACCUGGCGUUGUGUCAGCCAGCGACAGUGAGUCCAAGUCCAAUGUACUCCGAAAGCUACUGAAGAGGGCCAACUCAUACGAGGACACCAUGAUGCCCUUCCCUGGCACCACCAUUAUCUCCCAGCUUCUCAAGAAUAACAUGGCUAAAAAUGGAGGACCUGAGAGGGGAGAAAGAGGGGACAGGGGUGAUAGAGGGGAUAGGGGAGAUAGAGGGGAUAGGGGUGAUAGAGGGGAUGUUGGCUUCCCCGGAUCAGGGCUCUCCAAUGCAAGUUCAGAUGCUCCCCAGGAGGAUGCCUGCAGUAACUCCUCCCAUGAUAGCACCCCUCAAGAGUGCUUGUCACCCUUUGGUCGUCCUCCUGGCCUUGCCACCUUUGACAUUGAACGUCUCAAUGAUGAACACCUGCGUGCCAAGCGAGCCCGUGUAGAGAACAUUAUACGUGGUAUGAGCCACUCACCCAGUGUGGUGGUACCUGCUGCUUCCCGUCAUGAGCGUGAGCAUGAGAUGGAUCGAGACCGGGAGAUGGAUCUAGACUGCGCACCCCCUCAGUCUCAGCAGCAGGCCCCCAGCAGCCCACGGGGAGGCGAGGUGUGCAGCAGUAGCAGCAGAGAGAACAAGCGUAAGCAGCGUCUGCCUCAGCAGCAACAGCAGAGCUUCACCCAGCUGGUGUGCCAGAGGAAGGAACAAAAGCAGGAGGAGCGGCGGCAACUGAAGCUGCAGCUGGAGGACAUGCAGAAACAGCUACGCCAGCUGCAGGAGAAGUUCUUUCAGAUUUAUGACUCAACCGACGACUCAGAACACAAUGACCUCCACAAUGACAUAGGAAACAUGUCCGAGGACAGCCCAGCAAGGUCUGACACCGGUGGUGAUGACCGGGGUGGAGAUGACUUGCGCUCUGACAAUGAGAUGUCUGACCUGGACCCGGGCCAUUUCCUGGAUAGGGCGCGGGCGUUGCUUCAGGAGCAGGCCAUGCUGGCAGCUAGAGAGAAGCCAAGAAGAGAGGGGCUCAGCAGGAGCAAAGGACAGGGAGGUCCAGGAUCCUCCAUGCAUGCUGAAGGUAAACAGCUGGCAGAGACACUGAAGCAGGAACUCAAUUCAGCCAUGACCCAGGUGGUGGACACAGUGGUGAAGGUGUUUGCCAAGCCUCCACGCCCUACACCCCAGCAGGCCUUCCCCUCACUUUCCAUACCUCCUGAAAGAUUUCCCACCACUGUCAAUGGAGACAACCCCAACUUCCACACCACCAACCAGAGGCUGCAGUGCUUCGGUGAUGUCAUCAUUCCUAAUCCACUUGACUCCUUCACCAGCAUGCCCGGGAUGCCAGGUCCCACCAAUGACCAAACAGAGGCGAUACCCUUAGUCGUGAGGAAGACACCCAGUGAGCACCACCACCACCACCACCACCAGUCCUCAGCUGUGGGUGCCCAUGGCGGGCACCACCACCCCGUCCUUCACCCCUCCUCACUCUCUGCCUCCAUGGGCUUCAGCCCCCCAUCCUUUAGACACCCCUUUCCACUGCCUCUCAUGGGCUACCCGUUCCAGAGUCCCCUUGGCGGGCCCACAGGUGGCUACCCAGGCAAGGACCGUUCCUCUCCAGACUCCAUGGACCUGUCCCGGGAGACCACCAGCCUGAGGACCAAGAUGGCAUCAGGUCACCACAUGGGGCACCACCAUCGCUCUUGUUCACCAGCGCACCCUGGCAGCACAGCCGAGGGACUCUCCCUGUCCCUCAUCAAGUCUGAGUGCAGUGACCUCCAGGACAUGUCUGACAUCUCACCCUACUCAGGCAGCAAUAUCCAAGAGGGUCUCUCUCCCAAUCAUCUGAAGAAGGCCAAGCUCAUGUUUUUCUACACCCGCUACCCAAGCUCUAAUAUGCUCAAGAUGUUCUUCUCUGAUGUCAAGUUUAAUCGCUGCAUCACCUCCCAGCUGAUCAAGUGGUUCAGCAACUUCAGGGAGUUCUACUACAUCCAGAUGGAGAAGUUUGCUCGCCAGGCCAUCAACGAUGGAGUCACUGGAGUCGAGGAGUUGGGCGUCAGCCGCGACAGCGAGCUCUUCCGAGCCCUCAACAUGCACUACAACAAGGCCAAUGACUUUGAGGUCCCUGAACGCUUUCUGGAGGUGGCAGAGAUCACACUGAGGGAGUUCUUCAACGCCAUUGUGGCCGGCAAAGACGUGGACCCGUCCUGGAAGAAGGCGAUCUACAAGGUCAUCUGCAAACUGGACAGCGAAGUCCCAGAGAUUUUCAAGUCCCCCAACUGUCUCCAAGAGCUUCUACACGAGUAAAUUUCUCCUCCUCCUUUUCCUCCUCCUCGCUCGACGCUUUGCGCUUUUUUUAUUUUCUCUGAUUUCAUAGAAUUUCAAAAUAUUCUCUUUUGUUGUUUUUUCUUUUUUCCAAAACCUUUCUUUUGAUUUCCUGUUUUUUUCUUUGAAUGUAUGAAAGUUAUGAAGUAGCAUUCCCAAUCUGAAGCCUGUGGCAGUUCCUAAAUGACCUAGCUAUUGUGUUGUUGUUCUUAUAUGAUAAUUAUCAUGAUGGUUUUUAUUUGUUUUGUUUUUGUAUGAUUCUGAACUGAAGAGACUCUAAUCUUAUUGGGUGUUUUUUGGACCGUGUGAACCCUCAUCCGGUUGGCUUGUUUUAUGAUCAACACUAACAAAGUCCACAGUGUGUGGAAGACGUUCCCAUUUACACUACUAAGAACAUAGGCUGGGUUCCCUAAAGACUUUACUCAUGGCACCCUGGGGUGUCCCUCCAAUCCAGUGGGUGUCCAAAUGAACUGUCCCCUCAAAGUGGGCGCCCAAUAGACUGUGCUACUCAAGAUGUCCCCAACAGGACAGUCACACACAUGCACACAAAAACAAGGCCUAGUGAGGUUACUAACUGACUGGACUAAGACUGGACUUGUGGUACUGGUCUGUACUAGUCUGUGGGACUUGGACUGGUUUCCAAUAGCUACUGAGCUCUACCAUGUUUUGAAGUGUGUUUUCCCUGCAAGUAGGGCAUUGUGUUUAUUGGGUGUACAUUAUUAUUUUGAUUAUUAUUAUUAUUAUUAUUAUUAUUGUUGUUGUUUAGGAUUAUUAUUAUUUGUCAUCACUGCUUGCUGAAGAUUGGCACUUCGAGAUUUGUUUGUCCCUUGAUGCCGUUGCAGAAAAAAAUAAAUUAUUGCUAUUAAUAUUAUUCAAAGAGUUUAGAUUCUGAAAUAUGUUGCCCCCCAUUUCCCAUCCUUCUUCUUACUCCUGUCUUUGUUUGUCCAUCUCUGAAGUGGACUUUUUUGGAUAUUUUGUUGUUUUUUUGGUAGUUUGGAGCAACUUGCCUGGAAAGUGUUUCGAAUUUUGGGUUUUAAUGGAGAGCCAUCAGAGAAGGCUUCUCUAAUAUGCCUGUAGUGACUAGGCUAUCCUGCAGAGGACCAGUCCGGCAACGAUGCUGGAAAAGGAGUAAGGCUGCAGAAACACAUGAAGUAAAAAGUGCAGAAGUAUAUAAAUAUGCAGAAAACGUGUGGCCUUUUGGUGCGUGAUCUGCUGUUUUUAAAUGGCUAAUUUUCCGUAGCCACUCCAGCUUUGACAACUAAACUGCUCCCACUAAACGAGCCAUUUGUCCAGCUAUCAAAUACAUCUUAUUCGUUUAAUUAUGUCCCGGAUUGGUGAACAUAGACAAUAAUAACUGCAUAGUUUUUUGUCUUUUUAUAGCACUGUUCACUAAAUAGCUCAUGUGUGAGAUGAAGUCCACCUGUUUAUAUGGCAGGCUUUUAUUGUGAUUAGCCUGUACAAGGUGUAAAUGACAUUAUGAAGUUAUUUCAAUAGCAGUUGACACUUGAAUAUAUCAGAAUACUGUGGCAAUCUAAAGUACAGUGUCGCUGAAACAACAGAUAAUUGGAUACAUACGAAUAGAAGCAUUAGGAGGAGGAAGAUAAUUUAAGGAGGGCAAAGAGAGAGGGGACUAUAAGAUGAAACACAAGCGUUUAUUAAUUCUGCUUCAAGUGGAACAACACACACACGCACACACUGCUCCUUCCCUCCAUGUUCACCUGCCUUUGAGUGAUCUAGCUCCUCUCUCAACGCAACAAUACGAGGUCGGAGGUGAGCACUCACCCCGGGGGUAGAUGGAGAAGCUCUCAGCACUACAAAGAGCGGGGACAAAGGCACAGAGUGAGGAGCAACACGCACCUGAAACCCUCUGCUCUGUCCCUCCGUCCCAAACUGGCAGCUUUUAAGACCCAAAGUGUGAUUCUCUUGAAGCCACUGUGCCCAGUUUGUUAAACAGCAUUCCUUUCACUUUUACCUGAGAUUCCAAUCCCAGAUUUUCCACUUGAACUGUACAUGUAUAUCUACUGUUUCAUUCAUUUUAUCCGCCCUCUCAGGCUUUUAAGAAUUUUAAAAAGCAGUUAGUGUAAGCUGCCCUUUUGAUGAGGUAAGUUAAAGGAAUGAGAGGCCUUGAAUGCUUUCUAGAGUGCGUGCGAGCUAGCUGUUGGUCUCACCUUGGAUGACAUUAUCUUAUGGUGUGUGUGUGUGUGUGUGUGUGUGUGUGUGUGUGUGUGUGUGUGUGUGUGUGUUUGUGUCACAAAAGAUCAAAAGGGGCAGGUUGCUUAACCUGCUGACUUGUCUAAGCGAGACAAAGCGCCAGACAAAAGGAGGCAGAGAAAGACAGAGAGCUACUCCCUUCAUUAUGUCCCCCAUCUCCUCCUCCCCGAACAGUGUUCUUCUUAAGAUACGGGAGCCCUGAGAGAGCGAGCCGGACACAUUUCUCACUGAAGGAUGGGCUAGGCCCUGCAUGUCUCAGAGUCUCAAAGCACCAGCCAAAGGCUCUAAAGUGCCACAAACAAAGGAGAAAGGAAAGGACACUUUUAUCUGAUGCACAGAUUAUUAUCUCUCCGCACCCUCCCCCUUCCUGCAACCCCGCCCUAAAGUUAAAGAGUUCCUGCGCCUAAAAAGAUUAAUUCAGGAUAAUGAAGACUUAUGUGCAAAAAGGAUUAGCAAGACCUUAAAACCGCAUUGAAAAUAUUUUUGUCAAGUUUUCCUUUUCUGGGUCGUUUGAUUUUAAGGAUAACAUUAUUGAAAUACUUAUAUAGCCUUUUUUAAGAAUUGUAAAAGAUAAAUAUAUGGGAAAAAAAUAUAUACAGUAGUGGAAGUUCUUUGGAAGGCACUGUUAAAAUUGUUUCAUUAAUGAAAUCUUGAGGGUAUUUAUAGUGACAGCUUUGUUUAAAUCUGUAAUAUGAAUAAGUGAGUUGUUGGUAGAUUAGGAGCAAUAGUUGUAGGUUUUUUGCAGGUUUUGUGACCAGUUUUCCUUUGCUUUCUUUACCUUUUGUAUUGUGCUGAAUGGCUGUGCUCUUGAGAUCAGAAAAUAAACUUGGAAUCCGUUUUCAGAGAAUGAAAUGUUGCUACUGUAAAUACUGUCAGGAUGAAACAAAGAAUAACUGUACAGUUUUUCUAUUCUCACUCAGAGUGCGUAGAGAAGGGUGAAAGUGGUUUAAAAAAAGAAGGGUGACGAAAAGAGAGAUGACCCGCUCUCUCCAACCGGACUCAUAACCACUCUUCCAAAAACCCACAGAGGAGAAGUUUUUCUUGUUUUUUUUCCCUGCCAUGCCUUUAACGGGAGUCUGUUUCCCGUCGGCAGUGCCCUUGAAGUUGCACCAGCAUGCGUUUCUUUACUUUCCGCUGACAUCGAGAGAGAACGAUGCAUUAGGCUAGCGGUCGGGUAAUGAUGAUGUCACAGAGGGGCCCGUUGGCAGGACCCGGUCUCGUCCAAAAACAAGGGCAGACUGUAUCGUAGCUCUAGAUUUGACCCGGGAGAGAGACAGGAACUCAUUGUCAUCAGGAGACCAGUGUCAUGGAGGGGGCACAUCAUGUUGUACAGUUUAAAAAGAGACUGCAGACAGAAAAAAAUUAUUUAUACCCUUUUUUACCAGGUUCAAACAGUUGGGAAAAGUUUGGACUUUUGUGGAAUUUAUGUACGCUUUGCAUUUAGUGUGUGUGUGUGUGUGUGUGUGUGUAUAUGUAGAUGUAUAUGAGUGUGUGUCUGUGUGAGAGAAAAGACCGAUUAUGAGAACCUGUGAACCAGUGAGUGACACAAUUCUCAACACUGUGGCCCCUCCCCCACCCCUGGGAGUUGCAUCCUGACAUGUAAAUGAUUCUCAUUAAGCGUUGGCAACGUGUGUGUGUAUGUGUGCGUGUGUGUGUGUGUGUGUGUGUGUGUAUGUGUGUGCAUGUGUGUGUGCGUGUGUGCGUGUGUGUGUUGCGAUAAUUUCCUCUGAUCUGUUUUCUAACCUGUUUGAAAGGGGGUUUUGUUUCUCGAUGCUUUCAUUAGUAAUUCUUUUUUUUUGUUAUGACAUUGCUCCUCUUUUUUGUAAAUAUCAAUGAUGUGGACUUACAGUGAUAAAAUACUGCCUUUGUGUAACUUAGCAAUAUGUUAUGUAAAUAGUGUUUUGUUGAUGCUUUUUGUAUGACAUUAUUAUUCGAUUCUAGUGCAGUAAUUCCAACGGGAACAGCCAUGUUUCAAAUACAGUCUGAAGGGUUACACACAAGUUGUAAAAUAAAACUCUUGACAUGGCUGCUUUUU
Molecule: messenger RNA, 7195 nt
Organism: Sander lucioperca (pikeperch)
Lineage: Eukaryota; Metazoa; Chordata; Actinopteri; Perciformes; Percidae
Product: prospero homeobox protein 1-like
Exons: 5
Coding region: 406-2931 (841 amino acids)
Biological process (GO): regulation of transcription by RNA polymerase II
Cellular component (GO): nucleus
Molecular function (GO): DNA-binding transcription factor activity, RNA polymerase II-specific; RNA polymerase II cis-regulatory region sequence-specific DNA binding
Source: RefSeq, a predicted model, not a curated record